Ruditapes philippinarum (Manila clam) is the source of this 6314-nucleotide messenger RNA. Its product is annotated as hexokinase-1-like. Lineage: Eukaryota; Metazoa; Mollusca; Bivalvia; Venerida; Veneridae. The coding region runs from base 498 to 3533 and encodes 1011 amino acids. Gene Ontology annotation, cellular component: mitochondrion; cytosol. Gene Ontology annotation, biological process: glucose 6-phosphate metabolic process; glycolytic process; intracellular glucose homeostasis. Gene Ontology annotation, molecular function: mannokinase activity; glucokinase activity; ATP binding. The transcript is spliced from 21 exons. The record is from RefSeq and is a predicted model, not a curated record.
UUAUGCUUUAUUAGUUUGUUGACCUCAAAUUUAAGAUACUAAUCUCGAUACUUAACUGUAGUAUUUCGUUGUUAGUCAGAGAUUGUGAUACUUUACAUGAAAAUUAUUGUUUUUCAACUAACUGAAUCAACAACACAGUUGACCGAUCCUACAUAGUUGUGCAACUUGACUUUGGGAUUAUUUAUGUUUGUGUAAAGGGAAAUUUUGCGGUAACAUUACAUUAACGUCAGUGACUGUUAAGUUAGGUUUAACCUACAUUUACAGGGGUGAAACAGUUUUAUUAGGUAUAUACACUGUUAUUUGGAUAACGGCUUUUAGAUUUACAAAAAUAAAGGUUAAAAUAAGUAACGGGAUUUUUGACUGAAGAUAAACCUUAAGUGCAAAACUUUUGGAUUAUAUAGUAAACACGUGUUUGGUGAAUAGAUUACGAAAAGAACAUAACUACAAUAUAUUGUGAAGAGUAUCUGUAUAUAUACAUAUAUAUAUCGCUAUACAAUAUGUCAGCUGGGACAAAAGUGGCUCAUCCACCAUUUAACCGAUCAAAAAGUGAAAAAAUAGCCGGGGAUGUUAUUGAUGCGGCAAGACGGAAUAGACCAAAAUUAAAACGUUCCCUUAGUGCAAAUGUUAGACUUAGUAUAGAAGAAAAACGCAAACAGAUAGAGAAUAUUGUUCGGCCAUUUAUACUAACUGACGAUGACUACCAAAAGAUCAUGGGUGUCAUGGAGGAUAACUUUAACAAGGGGCUGGGAAAACAAACAAAUAAAAGUGCCAGGGUGAAGAUGUUUCAGACUUAUGUCAAAGCAGUACCAGACGGCACUGAAAAGGGAGACUUUCUUGCCCUGGAUUUGGGAGGAACCAAUUUCCGUGUACUUCUGAUCUCGCUGGAUGAGAAAGAAGUUAAGAUGGAGAGUAAAAUCUACCUUAUACCUCAACAUAUAAUGGUUGGAUCUGGAACUCAACUAUUUGAUCAUAUAGCUGAGUGUAUAUUUAAGUUUAUGAAAGAUCAUCAGCUGAUGGACAAGCAAUUGCCACUGGGGUUCACAUUCUCGUUUCCAUGCCGACAGGAAGGGCUUGACAAGGCCAUCCUCACUAACUGGACGAAAGGUUUCAAAUGUGAAGGUGUGGAGGGUAAUGAUAUAGUCAGACUACUUCAUGAAGCCAUAGAGAGGAGGGGGGAUAUGAAGGUGAAUUGUUUAGCUGUGAUCAACGACACUGUAGGAGCCCUCAUGUCAUGUGCCCACAGUGACAAUCUAUGUGCAAUAGGUCUUAUUUUAGGAACUGGUACAAAUGCGUGCUAUAUUGAGCGUUUAGAGAAUGUGGAAUUAUGGGACGGUGACUGGGACGAGCCCCAGCAAGUUAUCAUCAACACAGAAUGGGGAGCAUUAGGUGAUGAUGGAUCCAUGGACUUUAUGAAAACCGAAUAUGACAGAAAAGUCGACAAACAUUCGAUCAACCCUGGCAGACAAACAUAUGAGAAGAUGAUAUCUGGCAUGUAUAUGGGAGAGAUUGUACGACUGGUACUUGUUAAGUUAUGCAAACACGGGCUUUUGUUCGGAGGUCGAGGCUCAGAGGAGCUUCAAACAAUGGGAAGAUUUUACACAAAAUAUGUUUCUGAAAUUGAAAGUGACGUAGAUGAUCAUUUCAAGAACACAAAACAGGUGUUUGAUGAAUUAGCUAUCCCACACCAUACGGAGGAAGAUUGUCGUAUUGUACAGCAUGUAUGCUGUCUGAUUUCCACCAGAGCUGCGUACCUGGCUUCAGCAGGUAUUGCUUGCCUAUUGAACAAGAUGAACAGACCAGAUGUUGCCGUUGCCGUGGACGGCUCGUUGUAUAGAUUCCACCCACACUUCCAUGAUCUGAUGAUGGAAAAGAUUCAACAGCUUGUUCAUCCCGGUAUAAAGUUUCGAUUAAUGUUGUCUCAUGAUGGAAGUGGGAAAGGAGCAGCCCUAGUUGCCGCGGUUGCUGACCGAGUUAAAAAACAGAAGGAGCAAAGAGCCCUCGUGAAGAACAUGAACGAUCUAUCUGCUUCUUUGAAAAUGUCGUCUUCGGAAACAGAUUUAGCAGCGAUGCUAAAAUCCACCCCUAGGGGAUCUAUGUCCCGGGGGUCGAUGAUGAAUAAACAAAUCAAAGGUCUUACUAUUGACGAGGUUAAGGAAUCACUUUUUGGACUUUUACCAGAUUAUACAGAUUUUGUGAAUGAUAACAUCAUUAAGCCGUUUUGCCUGUCAGACGAAACUUAUAAUAAAGUACAAAAGUUAUUAAACGAGAACCUUGACCUUGGAUUAGAUAAGGCCACCCAUGACCAAUCCAACGUCAAAAUGUGGCCAUGCUUCGUCCGGGAUGUCCCCAAUGGCACGGAAGUAGGAAAAUUCCUAGCACUAGAUUUUGGAAGUCAUCACCUGAAAAUUGAAGUCGUCGAAUUCGACAAUGGGAAAUGUGACGUAGAUAAACAGAACGGGUUUGUCCCAGACAAAAUCAUGAAGCAUGGCAAUGCAGAAUCGUUGUUUGAUUAUCUGGCUACGUUCAUGCAUCGAUUCAUGAAGAAAAGGGACCUCCUCAACAGCCCAGAACCUAUUCCGAUGGGGUUUACAUUUGCGUUUCCAUGUCAGCGGUUGUCAUUGACAAAAGCUGUGUUGUUGAGAUGGACAAAGAACAUGCACUGUGACGGUGUCGUCGGCGAAGAAGUUGUAGGCCUGUUGGAAGCUGCAAUUAAAAGGAAAGGGGAAAUGAAUGUUGUAAUAGACGCGGUAGUAAAUGAUACUGUUGGUACUUUGAUGGCAGGGGCGAUGGAAGAUCCGAAGUGUGCAAUAGGAGUAAUUCUCUCAAAAGGUGUAAACGGAUGCUAUAUGGAAAAAUUAGAAAAUGUUGGCACUUGGGUAUGGGACAAAGAUGAUCCUAAGCAGGUUAUCAUAGAUACAGAAUUAGGAGAAUUGGGUUCCGAUAAUUGUUUAGAUUUUAUAAUCACUGAAUAUGACAGACAUGUGGACGAAAAUCACCACAAGGGGAAAGGCAUUUUCGAAAAAAUGAUUUCUGGCCAGCAUUUAGGUGAACUAGUACGUUUAGUGCUACAGAAGUUAAAAGAUUGUGACAUACUUUUCCAAGACCACUGGACAGAUGAACUGGGGACAAGAGAAAGAUUUUACACCAAAUAUGUGUCAGAGGUACUCAGUGAAGAAGAUAUACGUUUUAUACGAACACGGUCCGUAUUCGAGGAGUUUGGUUUGUCAUACUCGACAGAGUUGGAAUGUCGAGUUUUACACCACAUCUGUCAGAUUGUUUCAGCACGUGCAGCAACUUUUGUUGCUCUAGCUGUGGCAACUUUGAUUGACCGUGUGGGUCGGUCUGAGGUUGGUAUUGCAAUAGAUGGCGCUCUGUACAGAUUUCAUCCGCUAUUUCACGAUCUUCUUAUGGAGAAAAUACCACAAUUUCUGAAACAAGAAACUAAGUUUUGGUUAGUGCAGUCGGUAGAUAGAAGUGGAAAGGGAGCAGCAGUGGCGGCUGCAGUUACAGAACGUUUGAAACGGAAGGAAUAAAUGAAAUGUUACGCGUGUUACACCGGCACGUACGAGAAAUGUGACUACAUGAUUUACGAAUAAAGUGUUUAGCAAAUUUGCUUUUACGCUUUUACGCUUUAGUGUGAAAAUGAUUGUUUCAACUUUAGAAAGAGGAUGUGAGUGUGAGUUACAUGUAACGAUAUAAGAUUAAUUCAAUUAAAUAACGCUAUUCCUCUAUAUUUUAUGAACGAGGGCCAUUCAUAAAGUACCCGGACUGGGGCCAUAACUUGUCAAAAAAUCUUAAAAUAAAAAAAAUAAUGAAUACACACGUGCAGUAGGAGAUUGUGUUAGGUACAUUCACAAAAUUGUAUUCAAUUAAAUAAAAAUGUGUAUAAAUAUAACUACACUUUAACACAAUAAACCACUCACCGUCAAAACGACGUCACUUACGUCACAAAUGUUACAUCUUCUCCACACUCGAUGUUUUUCUUAAUUUUUGAAGAUAUCGACCCAGUCCGGGAACUUUAUAAAUGUACCUCAUGUUUAAAAACAGGACAAUGCAUGUAGUAUUUUUAUCUGCAUCUUCAAAUUUGAACUUUUAUGAUACAUGAUAGUAAUUAUGCACAAACCGAAUAUGGUAUAUGUCACAAGAACUGAAUUAACAAACAAAGAAGUUAUUGAACUAUUUUAUCAUAUAAAUGUAAAUAAACUAAUGUAUUUAAGUACAUGAAUACUCUUUUUGCUGAUUAUUAUAUUUUGUUUAGAAAACGGAAGUAUGAAUGAAUGAACUGUUGACUGCUAUGAUGUCAAUAGUUUUAUAAAAUUGAUCCCAAUUGACAGACAUGAUGGUGCCAUACUUUAUCGAGGUAUACUUAAUUUUCCAUCGGAUGUAUUUGAAUAUUAUGAUUUUAAUAUUAUUUCUAACGAUUUCCAAUUUCAAAAUAAUUAACGUCACUUUUAAUAAUCUGUAUUGAAUUAUUCUAUAGUUUUACAAGGAGCUUCAGGGAAACAGCUUACCUCAUAAAGGUUAAAUGAUGUCAGAAGUGACCUUGACAUAUGUAUUUCUUUACUCAAUUUUCUUGCGGUUAAGUCAUGCGGGCAUUAUUUUUGUCAGGCUAACAUUAUUUGCCAGGCUAACAUAAUUUUUGUUACGGCAACAUUAUUAUUGUCACACGAACAUUAUUUUUGUUAUGGCAACAUUAUUUUUGUUAUUGCAACAUAAUUUUUGUUACGACAACAUUAUUAUUGUCACACAAACAUUAUUUUUGUUACGCCAACAUUAUUAUUGUCACACGAACAUGAUUUUUGUCAGAUAAACAUUAUUUUUUGUCUCGCCAACAUUGUUAUUGUCACGACGACUUUAGAUUUUGACGUUCAUAUUAUGAUAUUCCUGCUCUACUAACAGAGGAAAGCCGAUGGUGCAUUACUUUUAGCCUUUGUUGCGACUUGUUGGUCGGCUAGAGUGUUUUCUUGUUGGACGGCUAGAGUGUUUUCUUGUUGGUCGGCUAGAGUGUUUUCAACAUAUAAGAAAGAGUUGUAUCCAGUAGUGUUUUGUCUUGAAAGAUUUCGCUCACCUACCUCUGUAAAACAAGCCUUAUUUAUUUUUACCCCUUAAACCAGUAUAUUGUGCAAUACAAAAGAUGUUCCAAUAUAAAACUAAAAUUAUUGCUUUGAUAUAUUCCAAAGAUCAAAGAGUGAUAUUGAUAAAUUGUCCAUUGUAAAAUAUACAUGUAUAUAUUUCUUAAUACGAAGACUGCAUUGAUUUUCAAAACACAUGUAAAUAAGAUAUUAUAUUCCUAUAUAAAUAUCAUUGCAAAACUUUUAAUGAGUUAAUUUUGACACUUUCCAUUUUUGAGUUAUGUGAAUGGAUGACCGAAUCAUUAACCGUUUUAGAUAUGCAUUUUUUUCAAGAAUCUGUAACAUUUAUAAAGUUUUAUAAAAUCAGAUAAAAUGUAGAUAGGUUAUGUACAAAAUCACCUUGCCGUGUGUUAAACAAAGGAAAGAUCAGGAUCAAAAAUAAAUCUGGUCUUAAUUCUUAAUUAAUCAAUUGUAAUUAUUUUUUAUUAAUUUAUGAAAAUUGCAUUAUUCAUAUAUCUGGCUAAUUAAUAUACACUUUGAUAAAAUGAUGAAAAUCUCUAUAAAUUGCCAACUCAUUUUCAGACAAAAUAUAGUAUAAAAAUGCAAUUAAUAUUGUUACAAGAGGACGAAAAUACGGAUUAAUAUGAAAUCAAUAUUAAUAUUAGAAUCAACAGUUAAGAACAUAUUUCUAAGGUUAGGUAAGCAACAUUUUCUAAAAUUGAAUCAUAUCCAGUCAUUUUUUUUAAAUUUAAAUAUAAUAACUGUUAAACAUUUGAGCCGUGCCAUAACAAAACCAACAUAAUGGGUUUGCGACCAUCAUGGCUCUAGACCAGCCUGCGCAUCCGCGCAGUCUGAUCAGGUUCCAUGCUGUUCGCUAUCAGUUUCUCUACUUGUAAUAGGGUUUGUAAGCGAACAGCAUGGAUCCUGAUCAGACUGCGCGGAUGCGCAGGUUGGUCUGGGUCCAUGAUGGUCGCAAACACACUAUGUUGGUUUUGUCGUGACGCGGCUCAUUUGAAGUAAUGUUGAAAUUUGCAUUUUGAUCCUGGUCUAGAUUUCGAUUGUUUGUUAACACGGGCAAUGGGUGUUUUUUGUAUCUUAGUCGACAUUAUGUGCCAUUUGAUAUCUAGUGAUUUAGCUUAGUUUGUAAUGAGAAGGCUUCUUAACGUAUUCAUGUAUAAUAAAUAUGUAUUGUUUCCACACAAAUAUGUUCAAAAAUGAAAAUAAAAUGCAAACACAAACGUA